GGAGGUGAGAGCAGAACACUUCUGAUUCCAGGAACAUGAAUAUCCUGUAACAUGUGUUUCCUGCUGCCAUGUAUCAGCAUCUCAAGGUCUCUUAUCAGCUCCGGAAAUACAUUUAUUUAUUUUUCAGAAAUAAAGUGCAGUCUCACUUUAAACAGCGAGCGGGACUGAUGGGGUUAAAGGAACAAAGAGAAUCUUUCGACUUGUUAUUUAAUAUUUAUGAGUUUAUAUUUAAGAGUUUCUUGGUCUCUGUCUACGUUACGAAUCGUCUUUGACUCGACUGUUUCUCCGUCCAGUUCCCGACAUUUGCACUCCGAUAAAGAGCUUUCUGCUUGGACUCCCGUACGCUGCUGAGUGUCUGGAGAGCUGCAGGAAGCUGAUACACGACCACCACCUCACCCUUCCCAAACUGUCCAUGCCGACCCCGCCGCCGGAGCUCGCCCAGCUGACCCAGCAGCUAGCGCAGCUAGCGCAGCUCUCCACGCAGGCGCACCACUGCUGCACGAGCAUCGCCAGACGCUUCACGUGCCUUAACUCCAACUCCCAGCAUCCUCAGCAGCCUUAACCCCGCCCUCCUCCUCCACACCCUUUAGAGUAACCUUAUAGAACCUGAUUGCAAGUAGAUGGAGACCUUUAAAGUGCCAAAAAGCCCCUCUGCAUCCACAACAUCCUCCUCAUCAUCGCUCCCAUCAUGCUCUGCAGCUUCGCUUCACCGCCAGCAGGUCUGGGUGGAGCUGCGGUGCUGAGGGUGGAGACUGGAAGAAGCCUGAACAUCCCCCAAAUUAUCACAACACCAGAACCAGAGUUCAGAAGUCUGAGCGUCAGGGCUCAGGGCGAUGUGUCUGCAGACGAGGACGAUGAUGAAGUGAUGAAGGCCGGUCUGAAGAGCCGUCAGGGAGACCUGCUGACUGCAGACGACGAGAGGCGUCCUCCGUCAGCAGCCAGCGUCGGUAGCGUGGUGGUGCAGGACCGUCUGAGCGAGCUCGUCAGGCUGUUUAAAGGUCGAACUGAGCGGCAAAGAGAGCGGAUGGUGGACCCGGACGAGUCGGAGGAAGAAAGUCCUUCAGCCUCCCCGAGCAAAGCUCCCCCCCCCCCUCCACCUCCACCAGAGGAGAAGAAGGACGAGGCGCCUCCAGCUGCAGAAAAAGAAGAAGAAGAAGAGGAGGAGGAGGAGGAGGAGAAGAAGGAGUUUGUGCUCCCCCUUUGAAAUUCUGGGACGUCCAGUGAAACUUCCCAAACUUCCAAACUUCCCAAACUUCCCCCGAUGCCCGACUGGCUCCGGACCAUCGUGGAGUAUCGCUUCCCCUCCAGCAUCGACCCGUUCACCGAUCUCAUCUACGUCCUCUGGCUCUUCUGCGUUGUGAUGGCGUGGAACUGGAACAUGUGGUUGAUCCCCGUCCGCUGGGCGUUCCCCUACCAGACCGCCGACAACCUCCACCUGUGGCUGCUGAUGGACUACACCUGCGACUUCAUCUACAUCGCCGACAUCCUCGUCUUCCAGCCGCGGCUGCAGUUCGUCCGUGGAGGAGACAUCGUGUGUAAUAAAAAGGACAUGAGAGAAAACUACAUGACCACGGAGAGGUUCAAGAUGGACAUCAUCAGUCUGUUUCCCAUGGAGAUACUUUACCUUUUCACUGGAGUGAACUCUCUGCUGAGAUUCCCCCGCAUGCUGAAGUACAUGGUGUUCUUCGAGUUCAACGACAGAAUGGAAGCUGUGAUGAAGAAAGCGUACAUCUACAGGGUGAUACGAACCUCCACCUACCUGCUGUACUCUCUGCACAUCAACGCCUGUCUCUUCUACUGGGGCUCCGACUACGAAGGACUGGGAUCCACCAAGUGGGUCUACAAUGGAAAAGGCAACGCUUAUAUCCGCUGUUACUAUUUUGCCGUGAAGACGUUGAUCACCAUCGGAGGACUGCCGGACCCCACCACCGUCUUCGAGAUCUGCUUCCAGCUCAUCAACUACUUCGUCGGCGUCUUUGCGUUCUCCAUCAUGAUCGGUCAGAUGAGAGACGUGGUCGGAGCCGCGACGGCCGGGGAGAACUACUACCGGGCGUGCAUGGACAGCACCGUCAAAUACAUGAACUCCUACCACAUCCCCGGAGACGUCCAGAACCGCAUCAAGACCUGGUACGACUACACCUGGAAGAGCCAGGGCAUGCUGGAUGAACAGGAGCUGCUGGUGCAACUUCCCACUAAGAUGAGGAUGGACAUCGCUGUGGACGUCAACUACACCAUCGUCAGUAAAGUCGCCCUGUUUCAGGGCUGUGACAGACAAAUGGUGUUCGACAUGCUGACGAGGCUCAAAUCUGUGGUCUACCUGCCCGAAGACUUCGUCUGUAAAAAGGGGGAGAUCGGGAGGGAGAUGUACAUCAUCAAGCAGGGCGAGGUUCAGGUGGUGGGUGGCCCCGACCUGCAGACGGUGUUCGUCACCAUCAGAGCCGGCUCGGUGUUCGGAGAGAUCAGCUUGCUGGCGGGAGGCGGAGGGAACCGCCGUACGGCCAACGUAAAGGCGCACGGCUUCGCCAACCUCUUCAUCCUGGAUAAGAAGGACCUGGCAGAGAUCCUGGUGCACUACCCAGAGUCCCAGAAACUCCUCCGUAAGAAGGCCAAGACGAUGUUGACGAAGGACAAGAAGCCGGAGGAGAAGGUCAGAGGCAAAGAGGCGAUGCAGGUCAUCCCACCCAGACCGGACACCCCCAAAAUGUUCAAGGCGGCGCUGAAGGUGACGCAGGAGGAAGGAAUCCAGGGAACGUUCUCCAUCCUGAGGAAAACCUACAAAGCAUCUGACACAGCGGAGGGUGUCCCCUCCAUGGCCCCCCCUCGCUCUCCGAUGCACCGGCGCUCUCCUAUUCCUCGCGUUUUGGUUCAGGACGACCAAGACGUCGUGUCGGAGACCACCGACAGCUCAGUGAUCAUCAGGAUGACGCCGCGGCAGCAGGGGGAGGAGCUGCUCACCGUGGAGGUGGCGCCCGGGGAGGGACAGCAGAAGGAGGAGUGAGUCCACAGCACAGAUUUCCCAGAAUGCCUUUCAGCAACCAGAGAAGAGACGCGGGUUUCAGAUGGAGAGAGGACAACUAACCCCAGUGCAUUCUGGUCUCUGCUUCUUCUUCUUCUUCUCUGCAUUUCCUCCGUGUUGUGAAACGUCCGUCCUGCUGUUUUUUGGCGCCUUUUGAAUUUGUGCAGAAGAAAAACAUAAUUUAGUGAAAGUAGAUGUGAUGAUGGCAGCUUGUUAGUGUUAGUCGGCUUUCACUCAAACGUAACGUGAUGAACUGAACAUCUUGAAAUAGUACACAGCUGUAAUCUGCUGCCUCAAAGCUACACGCUCUUCAUACAGAGAACAAAAGAGAAAUACAGACGUGGUGAUCCUGCGACCUGAAGCCACGCUGAUACAUUUACAACUUUAAUCUCAAUAUUCAAGUUUUCAUCUCGUAGAUUUGUGAUUUUAUUAUCAUACAUUUACAACUUUCAAAUAUCAUUCUCGUAAUUUGUGACUUUAAUUUUAGAGAAUUUCUAAGUUCGUCUCGUAAUUGUACAACUUUGACCUGAGAGAAUAUCCAAGUUAUUUUCUUCUUACUUUAAACUCGGAAAAGGCUCCGUAAUUAAGUAGAUACACUGCCGGUGAAAUGUUUUUAAUCUGCAGCCACAAAUGUUGAGUGAGUCCAGUCAGAUGUCUGAGAGGAGAACUUUGUGUUUAAAACCAACAGAACAUUUCUUUACCUGACUUGUUACAGCAAAUAACGAACAACGUAAUACAAACUACAUGUCGGCCAAAAAUAGAUAUGCAGUAUGUGAAUUAAUAAAAAGUUUACGUCCCACGUGUUUCUGCGUAAUAUGAUGUCAACGAGUACCAACACUUUUGCAGACUUUCACAGUUGUUGUUCCGAUUUAAGGAGAUGAUUCACGUUUUUUCUAGUCCAGAACAAAUUUUUCCAAUUAUUCUGACACAACAUCAAAUGCACCAUUAAUAAUAAUAAUAAUAAUAAUAAUAAUAAU
Messenger RNA from Cottoperca gobio, 3993 nucleotides. RefSeq names its product cyclic nucleotide-gated cation channel beta-1-like. Gene Ontology annotation, biological process: monoatomic cation transmembrane transport; retina homeostasis. The record is from RefSeq and is a predicted model, not a curated record. The transcript has 18 exons. Gene Ontology annotation, cellular component: photoreceptor outer segment; intracellular cyclic nucleotide activated cation channel complex; plasma membrane. Lineage: Eukaryota; Metazoa; Chordata; Actinopteri; Perciformes; Bovichtidae. Gene Ontology annotation, molecular function: protein-containing complex binding; intracellularly cGMP-activated cation channel activity; intracellularly cAMP-activated cation channel activity.